Messenger RNA from Rhododendron vialii, 1989 nucleotides. Its product is annotated as heat stress transcription factor A-6b-like. The record is from RefSeq and is a predicted model, not a curated record. Lineage: Eukaryota; Viridiplantae; Streptophyta; Magnoliopsida; Ericales; Ericaceae. The coding region runs from base 470 to 1561 and encodes 363 amino acids. Gene Ontology annotation, molecular function: RNA polymerase II cis-regulatory region sequence-specific DNA binding; DNA-binding transcription factor activity. Gene Ontology annotation, cellular component: nucleus. The transcript has 2 exons. Gene Ontology annotation, biological process: regulation of transcription by RNA polymerase II.
AUCUGUUCUUUUCUGGCACAAAACAUCCACCUAUCCAUUCAGAUACAUAUAUUUACAUCAUCACCCGUUUAUAAAGCAAUGGUACCCACUUGGGCCACUUCCAUUUAGACUUCUAAUCGCCUGCGAGAUUUUUCUCCAUUUUUUUUUCUUUCUAUUCAGACUUUUCUUCUCUGAUCAUAACUGCCAUAACUAUUUCCAGAUUCCCUUCUCCAAUAAUAAAACUCUUGUUUUGGUGCUCAGGAGCUUCAUCGUUUAAUUCCAACUUCUGGGUUUUUUUUUUUUUUUGCAUGAUCUUCAUCUGUCAAACUGCACCUUUCUGGUUCUUGAAAAUUUUCCCUUUCUAAAUAUCCAAAACCCAUCAAGAAAAUCUCAUAGUAAUCACAACCCUUUUCAUAAAACCAAGAUCUGUACAGACCUGCAUUCUCGGUUUCUCUUUUGACUCUCCCAACUCAUUUGCUCAGUCUGUAUCAUGAAUCCUCCGGGCUUCGUGAUAGACGAAUUUCCUGGACUGGGUCCACUGAAUUCCGGUGAGCCGUCCAUGGCCAGACCAAUGGAAGGACUUCACGACGUGGGUCCCACGCCUUUCCUCACCAAAACAUAUGAGCUGGUUGAUGAUCAGAACACCAAUCACGUGGUUUCUUGGAGCGGAGGACACAACAGCUUUGUUAUCUGGGAUUCCAUGGCAUUUUCCACUAGUGUUCUCCCUAGGUACUUCAAGCACAACAAUUUCUCAAGCUUUGUUAGGCAACUCAACACUUACGGAUUUAGAAAGGUUGAUCCAGAUAGAUGGGAAUUUGCCCAUGAAGCCUUUCUGAGAGGACAGAAACAUCUUUUAAAGAACAUCAAAAGGAGAAAGACACCUAAUUCUCAAUCUCAAACUUCACAAGGCCUGGAGCCUCCUUGUGUUGAAGUGGGUAGGUUUGGAUUAGAUGCAGAAAUUGACCGGUUAAGGCGGGAUAAGCAGGUUUUAAUGGUGGAGUUAGUGAAAUUAAGGCAAGAACAGCAGAACACUAGAUCCUACAUCAAUGCAAUGGAAGAGAGACUAAGUGGGACAGAGAUGAAGCAGAGACAAAUGAUGGGGUUCUUGGCUAAAGCAAUGCAUAAUCCGAGUUUCUUGCAGCAGUUGAUCCGACAAAACAACGUUAGGAGAGAAUUGGAGGAGGAAAUUUGCAAGAAAAGGAGGCGACCGAUCGAUCGAGGUCAUGGAAAUGUUGGUUUUGGACUUCGCGAUUUAGGCCAGGGUGGAGAAGGGGGCUUUGGUGUUAAGCUAGGACCUAGUUACAAUUAUGGUGAUAUUUCUGGGUUAAGUGCUUUGGAGCUAGAGCAACUUGCAGGGGAGAUCGGGGGGCUAAGUGAAAUAGAGGAGAAAAUGGGGGAAGAAUAUGUGGGGAAAGAAGAAGAGAUGGGUUUUGGAGGUAACGAAAUUGGUGAAGGGUUUUGGGGAAACUUGUUAGAUGAUGGGAUUGAAGGAAAGAUGGGUUCAUUGGGUGGCGAAGGAGAAGAUGAAGAGGAUGUGGAUGUGUUGGUAGAGCACCUUGAUUUCUUGGGUUCUAGCCCAUAGUAGAGUGAGUGGCUAGUCCUUAAAAAUCUGUGUACGAGUCGGAUGCACUUCUGAUGACCACAUGAUAUGAAAGAAAUUCCGAAGCAAACAAACCCGGAGGAGGCAAGAUUGGAAGGUUGUGAGUGGAUCGAGACGUGGUACGAGAAUUCUGCGGACAGAGGAUAUCCCGUGCCCGUAUGAAUUUAUUUCUCUCAACAAUGAUCAAGGUAGUAGACCAUUUCUUAACUGCCUAUCUGAUGUCUUGGUUCUCUCUUAAUGUGGUUUUCAUGAUUCCAGGAGUACUAAUGAACAAGCAACUCUAGCUCUCCAUGUUUUAUUCUUUCGGUACCUUGAUUGUUUUUAACUGCAAUCCAUCUCCUUUCUAAUCAAACUGGUUGUAUUGGACUACUUGGAUAGUUGGAUUUGUUUGAAUAUUGCAAAGUUUGACA